Molecule: messenger RNA, 2972 nt
Organism: Calidris pugnax (ruff)
Lineage: Eukaryota; Metazoa; Chordata; Aves; Charadriiformes; Scolopacidae
Product: voltage-dependent R-type calcium channel subunit alpha-1E-like
Exons: 5
Coding region: 163-687 (174 amino acids)
Biological process (GO): calcium ion import across plasma membrane; chemical synaptic transmission
Cellular component (GO): voltage-gated calcium channel complex; membrane; neuronal cell body
Molecular function (GO): high voltage-gated calcium channel activity; calcium ion binding
Source: RefSeq, a predicted model, not a curated record
GAUGAACAUGCAGCCACUUCCCCGGCUCUUGCCUUGGGAAGCUCUUGCCUGAAUAACUGAGCCCUUUUUCUCCCUCCUGUGUAGGUUUUUGGCAAUAUCAAAUUAGAUGAGGAAAGCCACAUUAACCGGCACAACAACUUCCGCAGCUUCCUGGGUUCCCUCAUGCUCCUCUUCAGGAGUGCCACGGGAGAGGCAUGGCAGGAGAUCAUGCUGUCCUGCCUGGAGGGCAAGGGCUGUGAGCCGGACACAACGGCAACGUCCGGGCAGAACGAGAAUGAGCGCUGUGGCACUGACCUGGCCUACGUUUACUUUGUCUCCUUCAUCUUCUUCUGCUCUUUCCUGAUGCUCAACCUGUUCGUGGCCGUCAUCAUGGACAAUUUUGAAUACCUGACUCGGGAUUCCUCCAUCCUGGGACCUCACCAUCUAGAUGAGUUUGUCCGGAUCUGGGCAGAGUAUGACAGAGCAGCGUGCGGCAGGAUCUCGUAUAAGGAUAUGUACAAAUUAGUUCGGGUGAUCUCGCCUCCUCUGGGCCUAGGAGAGAACUGCCCCUACAGGGUGGCGUGCAAGGUUUGCCUCCCAGUCCUCCGCCACAACCUGGCCACGGGACGCACCAUCCACCCCUCCUUCCCACCCCGCUCCACCACCACCGCGCCUCCUGAGGGAACCCUGACGUUGCUUUCCUUUUGAGUUUAAAGAGGUCCACGGCCUCCCAGAGCCAGCAGCUGUCCCCCUCAAGGGGAAGCAUGAGUAGGGCCAGGGGGGGCUCAGAGCCUCCUGGGGUGGGUUUUGACAAAUUGCGUCCUCCAGCCAACCCCCUGCCCCAGCCACCAUCAGUGCAGAGAGCCCCAUAAAGGUUCCUGGGCCAAGUGUCACCGUCCCUGUGUCUCAGAGUGACCUCACAUGGGAGCAGGAGGUUUUUUGAGUACUUAGAUGUGGUUUGUUCCUGGAGAAGAAAGUGGGGAGCAAAGGUAGGAGGAUGCUGGGGACUUUGCUGUUGUUUUGGAGAGUGAGGACUGGAGGGAGGAUGAGGAGGCCAGGGUGACCCUUCUCCCUGGCGGACACCAACAGACUCUUCCUCAAGUAAGGCACUUGGAGGACAUACAACAACAUCCCUGGGGAGCAGGACUCUUGCUAGUCUUUCCCUUAGCUUGCCAGAUCUUCUUGGGAGGUGGUGGCAACUGUGCACAUCUAUGGAGCUCAAAAGCUCCUCUUCUUCAGCUUGAGCCAAGCUCCCAGCUGCUGGCCAUGAGUCCACAGCAACGAUUUGGCCUCCUUGUGCCUCUCUGGCUUGCACUUUUUAAAAAUUUUAUUUUAUUUUCUGUUGACAAUUGAUCAAAAUCCUGUGCCUGCCGCCUUCUCCAAAGUGCCAUGAUGCCUAUGUCUGUGUCCAUGGCAUGAAAGGAUGAACCACAGAGAUUGUUCUUCCAUCUGCAUCCCUCACAGGAUCUGAGGAGGUGUAUGAGGGAAGCUCAGACACCCCCAGUCCUUGCAAAGGAAGAGGGUUCCUUGGUGCAGCAUGGUGUAGUCACCAUGUCCUUCUCACCACAUCAGAAAUGUUUCUUCCAGCCAGCAUCCCUGGAACGGGCCUGUCACCCUCCACAGCUGCUUAUGGGGAUGAUGCACACAUUUGAAAUCUUGAAGUAAACCACCAGAAGUAAGGCAGAGCAAGCAAGACGAGGUCUUGGAUGCUUGGCCAUUGUAUUUAUGAAAAGAUAUUUAGGGAUAGGAGAUUUCUUGCAAGAAUCUCAGAUGGCUCAUUUGUUCAAGGAGGGGCUCAUUGCAAUCUUUUGACUCUUCUCUGUUGGCAAAGGAUGGUGGCUUUGCUGAGGACACUUGCUCAAGUCCCUGCACACAGAAGAGACCUUUAGGAGGAAUUCCUAAUCUUUCUUGAUGGACAUCAGAGCUUCACUGGGAAACACUGCUCUUCUAAGCUGGAUCACCUGGUGCUCAGAAGGGUGCCUGUAAUGUCUCCUGGGAAGAGGGAGCUCUGCAGCAUUCUGGGCUUUCUGCUGACUCUGUGGGAUGGACAGAGCAGUGAAGGUGGAUAGACUCAGGGGGAGGGAGAGGGAGUGAGACCAGUUUCUGCUGUUGUGUGAGGGAGACCAUACCCAUCUCUUCCUUGUCUUACCUCUGUCUCCUCCUCCCUAUGCCUGGGCUAUUUCAAGGACAUAAGAGAUUUUCAGGGAUUCCUGCUGUCCUGGCACAAUUCCCAAAAGGCAACUGAUGAAGAAAGAAAGCCCACGUGGUUGUUUCAUGUUGCCACCAUGGUCCAGAUCCCAGAUGCCAACCCAACUUGCUAAUCUUUCAGCUUUGUGAGCCUACCCUGCACAUCACUCUGUGCAAGUUCACCUUUCUGGAGCCCACACCCCUAUCCUGCCAGGCAAUGCGACAACGAUGACUUGCAGAAACAAGCAUUCCAACGUGUUUAUGGAGUGGUGGACAGCCUUCUCUAGAAGAGAUGGUGCUUGGGCAAGUUGAGGAUGCUGCAUAGGGGUGCAGCUUGGUAUGGAAGCAUACUUGCUAAGCCAUCCACAGGUGGGAUAACAAGGGGGCAUUGAUGCAGGAAGACUUCUUGUGUAAGUCUAGCAAGUUCUGUCCUUAUGCUGGGGAGAGCAGGUCUUGUAAUCACAUCUUGCUGGGGCUGCAUCCUUACAGCCAGCUCUACUCCUUGGGGCUUUCUCUGCCUUUCUUCAACCCAUCUGCUUCUAGCAAUCAUGCAAAAAUGAGCCAAGGAAGUGGGCAUUAUCUUUGCCCCCUAGAAGUAGCCCUAGAGAUGGUCAUGGGUCAGGCGCAUGCUCCACUGACAUUCAUUUUAUGUCCCUGUGGUCACCUCUUAUUCCUAAAUCUAUUCUCACGUCGCUUGCUGUUAUGGUGCUCUGUUUCUAAGAGCCUGGUAAGGCACAGCACUUAUUUCCCAACCACAUGAGGACAGAUGUCCCCCAGAUUUCCUCCUCCAUCUCUCGCAGGGUUCU